Messenger RNA from Oryzias melastigma (Indian medaka), 13842 nucleotides. It is a transcript of the gene svep1, whose product is annotated as sushi, von Willebrand factor type A, EGF and pentraxin domain containing 1. The record is from RefSeq and is a predicted model, not a curated record. Bases 2685 to 13562 code for a protein of 3625 amino acids. Gene Ontology annotation, molecular function: calcium ion binding. The transcript is spliced from 49 exons. Lineage: Eukaryota; Metazoa; Chordata; Actinopteri; Beloniformes; Adrianichthyidae.
UUUGAUUUCUUUAUAUGUUAAAAACAAAAUUUUAAUCUGAGUGGAUCUUUACAGUAUUUCUUGUACUUUCUCAGUUAAAAAUGACAGCUUUUCUGUUAGUUUUCAAUGUUAGAAUUGAGAAUUUUAUGAAUGAAAGUUUCACUUUUUUUUAAAUCUACAAAAUGCAGUUUUUUAAAACGGAAAUGUAUCAAGUAAAUCGAUGUUUAGUUGAAUCAGAGUUUAAUAUAUUCUUAAAUAUGUCCAAAGGAAGCCCCCCCCCACUCUUAGAAACUUCCUCCUUCAUUCACCACCCCCCUGACUCUCUCCUGGGACCCUCACUAGAGUCUGAAGGGUCUCCAGUGCCAAAGCGCAGGAAAUCACAGCUGCAGUCUUCCCCCUUUCAGCAUGUUUGGGACUGAGUGUGUGUGUUAGUGUCUAUGGAAGUGUGUGUGUGUGGAUUUAGGUCAGGGUGUGUGCUCUCGUCUCUGUAUGUUUGUGUCUCCGUCUCUCUACCAUCCACUUUAUCUGGCGGGAUGACGCUACUUUCUAUUCCCACUUCUUUAGUGCAGGAGUUUCCAGUGCAGUUAAAGUCUGGCUUAUACAGCCUUAUAAACACUCUGUAGGCUUGAACUGUGUGUCAUUGUGGUUAAUACUACAGCACUGACUCCACAUAACUGCUGUGGUGGAGCCGCACAUAUUCUGAGUGCACUUACACUUCUUUUUUUCAUUGCUUAUUGUUUUUUUUAUUAUUUUUCCCAUUUCUUGUUGAUCUAUGUUAUUCUGUUUUUUAACUUAAUAUGAACACAUGAAUAUAAUGGUAUAUUUUUGUGGAUAGAGACAAUUAAACAUGAUAUAAAAUGGACAAAAAUAACUUUUUUAUUUGCUCUUGAAGAGUUUAGAGUUCAACUCUGAUAGAAAUAGUGUUUUAAGUGUUUUUAACAUGUUUAUUGUGUCAUUUUUCUGAUAAUGGAGGACAUAUAUUAUGAAGAGGACACUUAAAAUAGAAUUUCCUGAAUUUUUUAUUCAAAUUGAUGUGAACAGAAGUAGAAAAAAAAGUACCAUCUGAAAAAAAAUCCUGUUUGUGACGUAAACUUUUUUUUAAGCUAGCCCUGCUCCACUCCAUUCAGAUACGUAAAGCGAUGUGUGAUGGGAACAGGGGCGGGGUUGCUCCACACCACAACUCAGAGACAAAUUUCUGCUGUACUACUGCUGCUUUACAGAAACUAUAUCCUAGAAAACAAAAUUAUUAUUUUUUAUUUUAGCAAAAAAAAAAAAACUGCAUCAUGAUAAGACCACUGAACACUUUAAAAACAGAUCAAAAGAUUAACGGAGUGGGACAGCUGGACCCAAAACAAUCCACUGCUUUAUCUAAAAUAUUUUCAUUUAACUGUAAAUAAUAUGUUAUCAACUAAAAAAUAUCUUUAAAAUUUAUUGCAGUGUUCUGAAAGGAGAAGAUUCACCCACUAACAUUUUAUCUAGAUAAAAUAUUUUUGUCCCUCCUUAUCUUAAACCUCUUAGAGUCCACGUUCGCAGCCGUUAUUCUUUGUCGUUUCCAGCCUCCACCCGGCAUCUUUCUGCCACACGAGCUCCAUGUUCAGGCAGCUCUCUGCUCCGAGUCUGAAGCUUUAAUAGGCGCAGUGCGGCUCUGUAGCACCGGCUGCCUUUGUUUUGGUUACAGAUAAAAUCACUGAAGGAAAACACAACAGUGGAGCGAGGGAGAGAGAGAGCUUGAGAAGAUGUAGGAAUCCUCGUGGAUGUGGAAAAAACAAGAAAAUCACACGGUCAAUUUGCUGGUUUUAUUUUACAUGUCCUGAACAAGGAAGAUAAAGGAACUAAUAAGUGAUUAACUAGAUUUAAGUUAAAUAAUAUCUCAUAUUUAUUUUCUUGAAUGGAUAGUUAUUGUUUAGAGUAUAAUAAAGUUUGACUUUAUUUUAAUCCAACUUAGCUUGAUCUCUAGCGUCAUGUGGAGAUGAGCUUUCCUGGGGAAGACUGGACCGACUUGGAUGAGAGAGAUGGUCAAUGAGAGGAGAAGUAGGUGGGGGGGGCUGGGGAGAGGGUUAUAGGCAGCAAAAGAUAGGGAUGGGGGAGUGAGAAGAAAGAGGAGGGAAAAAAAUGACUUCACGCCACGACUGGACUGCCCCCUUUUUUCCCUCAACCUCUCUCUGUCUCUCAACUUUUUUCCUCCCUCCUCCUCCUCCUCCUCCUCCUCCUCUGGAUGUGUUUUUUAAUGAUUUGGGGAGAAGAAGGGAAGAAGCAUUUGGAGCUUGGCUGUCGGCAAAGGCAGGAGUGCAGCAGCCUUGUGGGCUUCACAUUGGGACUAAAGAGGACUGGAAAGGCUUUGUGGAUGUGAUACUCAGACUGAAUGACAGGGGAGAUACCGAGCUUUGCAUGACAGACUCCUCAAAAGCGUACUAUAGCAGUCUGGAGUGAACUGGAAAACUGUAUUUUUGUUGUUAAAUCCGGCAGGGAAGCAACUUUUUUAAGUUAAUUAAUUAUUCAAAGAUUUUUCCAUUGAUCAGAACUGCUUUGAAUGGAUUCUUUACCCUCAAUUAGCAAUGCUUUUGAGGAACUCUGCACUGAGUUACUAUGAGGACACUGAUUGAAGCUUAGAAAACUUUAUUUUUUCUAUAAUUCUUAGAAGUAAAGUACUUUUAGCUCUAAGUAUUGAAUUUCUUCAGCAGUGGUGCUUUUUGUAGACUGUCACUAUGUUUUCUUGGCACUGUUUAAUAGCAUCAUGGGCUAAUUUUCUUCUAAUCCUGUGCAUUGUGGCUGCAUGGACCUCAGCUUUGCCAGCUGGCCAGCAGUCCCAGCUGAAGCCUCAGAGGUCCAGGCAGAUGUCACCUUUGUCAUCAGCUGGCAACUUGUCAGAAAGCGCAGAGAGCAAAGUGGAACGCCUGGGCCUGGCGUUCAAGCGGAACGUCCGCGUGCUGCGCGAGAAAAGCCUCUGUCUGGACCUGGUCUUCCUGGUGGACGAGUCGUCCAGCGUGGGCGCCAACAACUUCCAGAGCGAGCUGAGGUUUAUCCGCAAGAUGCUGUCUGACUUCCCCGUCGCACCGGAGAACACGCGAGUGGCACUGGUGACCUUCUCAUCCAAGACCAAUGUGGUGACGAGGGUGGACCACAUCUCAGCGCCCAAGCCGCGCCAGCACAAGUGCUCCCUGUUCAACCAGGAGAUCCCGGCCAUUAACUACAGAGGAGGAGGAACUUUCACCAGAGGAGCGUUUCAGAGGGCAGCUCAAAUUCUUCGUCACUCCCGUCGGAAUGCCACCAAGGCGAUAUUCCUCAUAACCGACGGUUACUCUAACGGAGGAGACCCACGGCCGGUGGCGGCGGCUCUGAGAGAGCGAGGUGUGGAGAUCUUCACUUUGGGGAUCUGGCAGGGCAACAUUAAAGAGCUUCACGACAUGGCGUCACAACCCAAGGACCAGCAUUGCUACCUGGUGCACAACUUUGCUGAGUUUGAAGCCCUGGCUCGUCACGCUCUGCACGAAGAUCUGCCUACAGGUAGCUACAUCCAGGAUGAAAAGUCACGCUGCUCCUCUCUUUGUGAGGCGGGUAAGGACUGCUGCGAUGUGAUGGCGAGCUGUAAGUGCGGCAUGCACACCGGACAGUAUGACUGCGUCUGUGAGAAGGGAUACUACGGCAAAGGACUGCAGCACGAAUGUACAGCAUGUCCACAGGGCACCUACAAACCAGAGGGAAAGCCUGGAGGUCUGAGCACGUGUCUGCCAUGUCCUGACGCGCAUCACACGUCUCAGCCGGGCAGCACGUCUGUCCAGGACUGCGUCUGUAAGCCGGGCUAUCAGCCAGUGGGCAUGACCUGCCAGGUGGUUUACUGUCCAGCAUUACUGCCGCCAGAAAACGGGUUUUUUGUUCAAAACGUGUGUAAUAACCAUUUUGACGCUGCCUGCGGCGUUCGAUGCCAGCCGGGUUUUGAGCUUCAUGGAACCGGCAUAAGACUGUGUCAGGCGGAUGGCACCUGGUCAGGGACGCCUGCCAGCUGCAGAGUGCGCUCCUGCCCGCCUCUGUCUCGGCCGCAGCACGGCUUCCUGAAGUGCAGCGAUGGAGGCACUGCUUACAGGGCCGAGUGCCAGGUGGGCUGUGUGCGAGGCUACAGAUUAGAGGGAAACUCCACCCUCACCUGUCAGGCCAACUCUGAGUGGAGUGAGCCCCAACCUCGGUGUGUGGAGGUGCGUUGUUCUCCCAUCGUGAACCAAAAGAACUUCUUGCUGUCGCCCCCUGCCUGCGGGAAAAAGGCAGUGUUGGCAGGCUUUACUUGCAUUCUGUCGUGUCGGAAAGGUUACGCUCUCCACGGAAACAGAAAGGCGGUUUGCCAGAGCUCUGGAAACUGGACUGCUAACGUCCAUAAAGCUGUGUGUGCAGAUACGGAGCCACCAUGGCUCCAGUGUCCUGCAGAUAUUGUUGCAGAAACCGAUGAGCGGCGAGGUACUUCGAACGUCAACUGGAACAUCCCCGUUGCUACGGACAACUCAAAAGAAGAGGUGGCGGUUCAGGUGAAGCCGGUCUACAAUCCUCCUCAGUUAAUCCCCAUCGGAAAAGAAAUCAUCACCUACAUCGCAACAGAUCGAUCCGGAAACCAGGCUAACUGCUCUUUUACUGUCACUGUCAUUGAUACGGCGCCUCCAGUCAUUGACAGGUGCAGAUCACCGCCGCCAGUCCAGGCCACAAACACGGAGACAGCCGUCGUUUGGGAAGUACCACAGUUUUCCGACAACUCAGGAGGUCGCCUCACAGUGACCAGCACCCACACUCCAGGAUCACUAUUCCCAGUGGGAGAGACUCUGGUCCAGUACACUGCGACAGAUGCUGCAGGGAACAGCCGCACAUGCAACCUCACAGUCACAGUGCAAGGUACAACUUGUGACCAGCCGUAUGUCCCUGUGAAUGGGGAAUUCAUCUGCUCCGAGGAAGAGGAAGGAGUUAACUGCACCCUUCACUGUAAAGAGGGUUAUAGUUUUACCCAGAAUGCCGUGCACAGCUACUUCUGCCGCUUCAAUGGUGUGUGGGAGCCACCCUACUCUCCUGACAGACCUGACUGCUCAGUUAAUCGUGUUGCUAAUAAUGGAUUUAAGCCCUUUGAGAUGCUGUUUAAAGCGUCUCGAUGUGAUGAUGCCGACAUGCUCAAAUCAUUCGCUGGAGAUUUCAACGCCAAACUGGGAGGCAUGCUCCCAAACUUUUGUAGCAGUGAUGACGUCACCUGUAAGCUGGAGGUGAUGUCUCAGGGUCACUGUCUGGAGUACAACUAUGACUACGACAACGGAUUCUCCAUCGCUCCAGGCGGGUGGAGCAACAACUGGGAUUCUCAGGGGGCUCAGGACUACGCCUACUUUGAGUCAGGCUAUGCCACGGGCUCCCGGCAGCUUCCCAAUCGUCAGCAAGGAAGCAGCGUGCCAGCUCGCCAUCGCACCAAGAGGCGAGCUAAGAGGCACCGAAAAAUCAAAGGCCCCACCAGAGACCAGAAGAUCCAGAUCUAUUUUAACAUCACAGCAAGCAUCCCUCUGCCCAUGUCGAGGAACGACUCCAUAGAAGUGCUCAACCAGAAGAGACUUCUGAGGACUCUAGAGCAGCUCACUAAUCGUCUGAAAAGAACACUGGCCAAACAGCCGCUGUCCAGUUUCCACGUGUCCUCAGAGAUGAUCGUCGCCGAUCCGCGAUCUUUGGAGAGCAGGAAGGCCUCUCUGUACUGCAGGCCGGGCUCGGUGCUCAAAGGCAGAAUGUGUGUGCUGUGUCCAGUGGGAACAUAUUAUUCUCUGGAACAUAACGAAUGUGAGAGCUGUUGGCUGGGUUCCUACCAAGACCAGGAGGGUCAGCUGGAGUGUAAGUCCUGCCCAGAGGGAACCUCCACUGCCUACUUGCACUCCCGCAGCAUCACUGAGUGUAAAGGACAGUGUAAACCUGGUAGUCACUCUCUCAACGGGCUGGAGAUUUGUGAGUCGUGCCCGCUGGGUCACUUCCAGCCUUCUUUUGGCGCCAGAGAGUGUCUGGUCUGCCCCGACGAGACCUCCACAGUCACCAGAGGAGCCGUGGACGAGACGGAGUGUGGAGUUCCUUGCACAGCAGGUCACUUUUCACGCACCGGUUUGGUCCCUUGUUACCCGUGUCCCAGAGAUUACUACCAACCCGAUCAUGGCCGAUCCUACUGCCUCGCAUGUCCCUUUUAUGGAACCACCACUGUGACCGGGGCAACCACUAUACAGCACUGCUCAAGUUUUGGCUCCAGCUUUCUUCCAAAGGAGGAAAGUGUUACAUCUGCUCCAGAGGUGGAGGUCAGUGAGGACUACCAAGCCAGCAGUCAGGUUUUCCACGAGUGUUUCCUGAAUCCGUGUCAGAAUAAAGGCACCUGUGAAGAGGUCGGAGCAGGAUACGUCUGCACCUGCAUGCCCGGGUUCACAGGUGCAAAGUGUGAGAUUGACAUAAAUGAGUGUGACUCUGCUCCGUGUCAGAACGGAGGUUUGUGCAAAGACGACAUCGGAGACUUCCGAUGUGAGUGCAAACCUGGAUUCUUAGGUUCUUUAUGUGAAGCUGAGGUCAACGAAUGCCUCUCCUCCCCAUGUUUGAAUGAAGGCGUGUGCGUGGACGAAGUCAACAAAUUCACCUGCAGUUGUUCCGACGGCUUUACAGGGCCUCGGUGUGAACUGGAAAUCAACGAGUGUCUGUCCAACCCGUGCUUGAACGGAGGAAUGUGCGACGACUUGACCGGUGGCUUCAGCUGCAGCUGCUCCAUUGGGUUUUCCGGGGAACGCUGUGAGAUCAACAUUAAUGAAUGUUACAGCUCUCCCUGUCUGAAUGGAGGCUCCUGUCUGGAUGCGGUUAACAGUUUCAGAUGUCAGUGCGUGGAGGGCUACAGAGGCUGGCUGUGUGAGGUGAACGUAGACGAGUGUGAUCCAAAUCCCUGCGUGAACGGCGCCAGCUGCUUGGAUGGUCUGGGGUCCUACACCUGUCGCUGCCUUCCUGGGUUCAACGGAACCAGGUGUGAGACAGAGAUGUCAUCUGCCUUCAACCUGGACUUUGAAGUAUCUGGUAUCCACGGUUACGUGAUGAUGGAUGGAGUGAUGCCAGCACUCACAGAAAUCACCUGCACCUUCUGGAUGAGGUCUUUGGACACCACUAACUACGGCACACCCGUCUCCUAUGCUGUGGAGGGCAGCGACAACGCCUUCCUCCUCAUCGACUACAAUGGGUGGGUUCUGUACGUAAACGGUAAGGAGCGGAUCACCGACUGCCCCGCCGUGAACACGGGCCAGUGGUACCACAUUGGCGUGUCAUGGAGAAGCUGGGACGGCGACUGGAGGAUCUACAUUAACGGCAAACUGUCAGACGGAGGCAAAGGCCUGUCAGUCGGCACCACUAUCCCAGGUGGAGGAGCGCUAGUUUUAGGUCAGGACCAAGAUCAGAGGGGCGAGGGCUUCAACCCUGUUGAAUCUUUUGUCGGUUCCAUCAGCCAACUCAACAUAUGGGACCGGGUUCUCACACUGCAGCAGAUUAAGGUCCUGGCUAGCAGCUGUCCAGCCUCCCACGUGACCCACAGAGGAAACGUCCUCGCCUGGCCGGACUUUCUAAACGGGAUAGUGGGUCGAGUCAAAGUAAACCUGAACAGUAUUUUCUGUGCUGACUGCCCUAAGCUGGAGAACGCUGUGCCUCACCUGCAUGCCUCCUCAGUGGAGGUGACCCCAGGCGCACAGGUCCACCUGUCCUGUGAUCCCGGUUUCUACCUGGUGGGGGAGCCAGUGUUGCAGUGUCAAAACAGGGGGGAGUGGAGUCAUCCUUUGCCCAGCUGUGAACGAGUGUCCUGCGGACGUCCUCAUCCCCUGGAGAACGGCUUGUUUCAGGGAGCAGACUUCCAUGCAGGCAGCUCUGUGGUCUAUCAGUGCAACGCUGGCUUCUACCUGCUGGGAGAUGCCAGGGUGCAUUGCAGCAACAGCGGCAAAUGGGGAGGACAUCCACCUGCCUGUCUGGAUGUGGACGAGUGUGCUCUGGGGUCCGACUGCGACAAACACGCCAGCUGCCAGAACACUGACGGCUCCUACAUCUGCACCUGCAUUCACCCGUAUACAGGAGAUGGUAAAAACUGCACAGAACCAGUGAAGUGCCAGAACCCUGGGUCACCAGAAUUUGGUCACAGAGUUGGUAGCAACUUUCUGAUGGGCAGUCAGGUUGUGUUUAGCUGCGAUGAAGGUUAUAAGCUCUUUGGCUCAUCAAAACUUCGUUGCCUGGAGUCAGGAGUUUGGGACAACCCUGUCCCGCAUUGCAGAGCGCUCUCCUGCCCGACACCCGAUGUUCCAGAGAACUCCAUCAUGGAGGGAAGCAACUUCACCUACGGAAGCAAGGUGACUUUCAGAUGCAAGAACGGCUUCCUGCCUCAGAUCCCCUAUGGGUUCCACUGUCUUGCCAGCCUGAGAUGGAGUGGAAAACCACCUGUUUGUUAUCCUGUGACCUGUGGGAGACCGCCUGCUGUGGAACAUGCAGGCGCCGUCUAUACCACCAACACAUACCUGUCUGUUGUCACAUAUAACUGUUCAGACGGAUACAGACCACAGGGCUCAAUGGAAGUAGUUUGUGAAGAUACAGGGGAAUGGAGCCGGCCCUUCCCUCGAUGUGUGACUGUCGCCUGCAACGAACCUCCGGCCCUUAAAGAUGCCGUAACUGUCGGAGAGAACUUUGAAAUGGGAAACAAGGCGCACUACGUCUGCAAAGAAGGCUACACUCUGAUUGGUCCAGAGAGCAGAGAAUGUCUUUCAACUGGCCAAUGGAGUGAAAGUUAUGCUCAGUGUGUCCCUCGCUCCUGUGGCCCACCUCCUGCCAUCGACCACGCCGAGCCCUAUGAGAGCCACCAGUUAUUUGGAGAUACUGCCAACUAUUACUGCAUUGACGGCUACACUGCCAGCAACAACUCCAAGAUGGUGUGUAAUGCUCAGGGCGUGUGGGCUCCUCCUGAUGGUUCGGAGGUCCCUCGUUGCAUUGCAAAUUUCUGCCCCCGGCCACCCGAUCUGCCUCAUGCAAUUUUGGAUGCUGUCAAUAAACCUAAAUAUCCUACAAACACUGAAGUCACCUACAAAUGUGAGGAGGGGUUCAUGCCCAACACUACAGCCUCGCUCAAAUGCCUGAUGGGAGGAACGUGGGAGCCGUCACCGUUUGAUAUUAGUUGUGUUCCAGUGAGGUGCUCCAAGCCUGAGAGCAUUGAGCACGGCUACGUGGCAGAGACCAACUACAGUUUUGGGGCUGUGGUGGCGUACAGCUGUGACCCUGGCUUCAUGAUCCGAGGGGAGAAGCGGAGGACCUGCCAAGCUAAUGGAGAGUGGGGAGGAGCUCUGCCAACCUGUAUGCCGGUGACCUGCUCUAGUCCUCCGUUGCUCCGGAACGGAUACAUCAAGACCAGAAGUGGACUCACUUUCAAAAGCAAGGUGACUUACGCCUGCAGAGAAGGCUACAGGCUGGAAGGUCGACCAGAACGGAUUUGUCAAGCCAACCGAAAAUGGUCCAGUCAGGAAACCCCAACCUGCGUUCUCCUGACCUGCAACCCUCCUCCCAUCAUCCCCCAUGGACUUUACAAGGGCUCUGAUUUUCAAGUGGGUCACAAAGUACAGUACGUCUGCCAUGAAGGCUAUGAGCUAACAGGAGAUGCCAUCUGGACCUGCGACAAGAACGGAACAUGGGAUAAAAUGAGGCCCCCACGCUGCUCUCCUGUCAAGUGUCCAGAGCCUUCGCUUGAGGAGAACCACCUGGUUCUGAAGAGACUUGAUUAUGAAUCUGGAAUAGUGGAGUUAUCUUGUGAGGUUGGCUAUGUGCUGGAGGGGGCUCAGAUCAUCCGCUGUACCCAAUCUCAGGAGUGGAAUGAUACUUUUCCAGUUUGUAAGCAAGUGUUUUGUGGACCGCCACCCGAAAUAUCAUUUGGUGCCCCUUCUUCUUUGUCUGCCCAGUUCCCUUUCAGCUCUGUGGUGGCAUACACAUGCAUGGAUGGCUUCAGUUUAAAAAAAGAAGACUUUGUUUCCUGUCUGGAGAAUGGACAGUGGAGUACUCCUUACCCAGAAUGCUCCCCAGUUGAAUGUCCUCAGCCUGUGGAGAUUUCCAAUGGAAUUGUUGAUGUCCAGGGUCUGAUGUACCUCAGCAAAGCACUGUAUACCUGCAAGAGUGGGUAUAAUUUAGUGGGAAAUGCCACAGUCCUCUGUGGAGAAAGAGGUAUCUGGAUUGGAGGGGUGCCAUCUUGCCGUCCAAUUGAAUGCCCCAUUCCGAGCCAGAUAGCCAAUGGGAAAGUGACUUAUAGAAAACUUCAGUUUGGUCAUAGUGCCACCUACUCUUGUCACCGUGGCUUUCGCCUCCAAGGCCCUGAAACUGUGAAGUGCCUGGCCAACGGAUAUUGGGACUUAGAACCACCUGCUUGUGUUCAAAUCUCUUGCACCCCACCUAAAGCAAUUGAAAACGGUUUUGUUGAAGGCCAGGAUCACAGUUUUGGUGUAACUAUUUUCUACAGCUGCUUUCCUGGCUUCCAGCUUGUAGGUCAGGACCAUUUAACCUGUGAGGAGGUUGGUUGGUCCAGUUCGGUUCCAGUCUGUGUGCCGUCAGAUUGUGGUCUGCCUCCUCACAUUGAUUUUGGGGACUAUGUCAGAGUAACAGACUCCAUUGACCCCGUAACAGCUGCUCCGCUAGAUUUGAACUUCCUUCAUGGGACACUGAUUGAAUACCGUUGUCAUAAGGGCUAUGAUAUCACCUUUCACACCAGACUGGUGUGUCAGGAGAAUGGGGGUUGGAACGGGACGGCGCCAUCAUGUAUCCCAGCUGAGUGUGAAACCCCACCCAAUCCAGAGCAUGGCUGGGUGAAUGUGACGGAUGCCUCUCUUGGCAGCAUCGUCACAUACUCUUGUGAGAAAGGAUAUGAGCUGGAGGGGGAGUCUGUGAGGCAGUGCAUAUCAGGCCAUCUUUGGACAAGCGAUGCCCCAACAUGUCGCCCCGUUUCCUGUGGUAAUCCAGGGCCUAUCGAUAAUGGCUCAGCUCAUGGGGUUGAUUUUGUGUAUCUUGAGGUCAUGCACUUUGAGUGUAACCCAGGGUUUGUCCUCAGAGGCAGUGACACUAUAGCAUGUCAGGCCGAUGGAAAGUGGAACGGACAGAAACCACAUUGUGAGCCUGUCUUCUGUGGUCCUCCAAUUGUCCCCAGUGAUGUUACAAUUGGAGGCAAAGAAUACACAUACAGCAGUAGGAUUGAACUGAGCUGUCCACCUGGUUUUGUUUUAAAAGGUUUGUCUGUUAGCGUUUGCCAAGCUGAUGGUACCUGGAGCCACGAGUCUCCUACCUGUGUACCAGCUCGCUGUGGAAAACCUUCCCCAAUCCCUCAUGGGCAUGUGAUGGGGUCAGAGUUUGGCUACAACAGCAAGGUGAAGUAUGAAUGUGAUCAAGGAUAUAAGCUCAGUGGCGAUCCGACACUUGUUUGUAAAUCAGAUGGACUUUGGGACAAACCAGUGCCACGAUGUGACAUAAUUAGCUGCGACCCCCCUGAGGAUAUUAGUCAUGGCUUCCUGAACGGCUCCAGCUUCAACUAUAAUGAUGUAGUGGAGUACGUCUGCUUCGAUGGGUAUGAGAUAGUUGGGGACCCCGUUUUGCGGUGUUCCUCUGAGGGCUUUUGGCUGGGUUCAGUGCCCGAGUGCCAGCCCUGUGUCUGUGCUCUACCUGAAGUCAAAUUUGGUAAAGUUCUCAGCAGUGGCCAUGCUUGUGGGGAUCGUCUACAGUUCCAGUGUGACAAGGGAUACAAACUGCUGGGACCCUCUCAAGCAACAUGUGAGAAAGGAGGAGUUUGGAGCCCUGGGGUGCCUAUGUGCAGUCGUGGGAGGUGCAGCUCCCCACCACCUGUGGUUCCUAAUGCUGUUUUGCAAGGCGACACUGUCACCUUGUUAGACACUGCCAUAUAUAAGUGCCGGCCUGGCUACCUGCGAAAAGGACCCCUAUUUGUCUCGUGUGGAAGGGAUGGCCGCUGGGGGGAGCCCAGAAUCCACUGUGAGCCUGUAAACUGUGGAAACCCUCCAGCAGUCGUUCAUGCUCAAGUGAUGGGAGACACUUUCACCUUUCCAAACAAGAUCACUUACAGGUGUGAUGAUGGUUACGAACUAGCCACACAGGCAGCUUCUCUCUCCUGCCAGAGUGACGGCACCUGGUCCAAGCGCAACAUCAUCUGCCUCCCUGCCCCAUGUUUGCUGCCCGGCAACGUCUCUGUUCCCCAUCUGGUAGUCAGUGGGAGGAAGCUCACUCCAGUUGGGGAGACAAUCACUCUCUCUUGCCCUCCUGGAUUUUACUUGCAGGGCUCAGCUCUGGCAGAGUGUCAGGUGGGCGGAGGCUGGGCUCCGAGCAUCUCAACAGUUUCCUGUGAGGUGGUGGUGUGUGAGAAACCUACUCCUCUUCUUCACGGUGUCAUCGAGGGCGACAGCUACAACUACGGAGACCUGGUUCUGUACUCCUGCUUACCUGGGUUUGACAUGAAGGGAGACGCUUUCCAGACCUGUCAAGCAGACAGAACAUGGAGCGGCACUCAGCCUGUGUGUGUUGCCUCAGCAGAACACGCCUGCGGACCUCCUCCAAUUGUCAGGCAUGCACAAUUCAAGAUAACAGAAGAGAGUCACCUGCGUAAUGUUAGCUACCUGUGUGACGCUGGGAUGCAGCUCAUGGGGCCAAAAACACUCACCUGUCAGGCUGAUGGCACCUGGAGCCUACCAGCACCGACAUGUGAAGUGGCCAGAAGCUGUGACGGCCCCGUACAGCUGCUGAAUGGGCGAGUGCAGGAUCACAACCUGAACAGCGGGCGAGCUCUGGAGUUCCAGUGCGAUAAAGGUUUCUCUCUGGUGGGAGACCAUUUGGUGGUGUGUUUAGGAGGCAACACGUGGAGUUCUGCUUUUCCUACAUGCCAGCCAAAGUCGUGUCCGCCUCCUCCGGGUUGGAGGGGAAAUGCCAGCAGGAGCGUGGGAUCACCUCAGGAGUUUUACGUGGGGCAGUCUCUUCCCGUUUCCUGCCCCAAAGGUCAGAAAGUGAGAGGCAGCGGCUCCAUCACCUGCAGGCCAGACCAGACCUGGACUUCUGUGGGUUCAGUGUGUGAAAGGGUGCCCUGUGGCCCCCCUCUCCAUGUGGCCAAUGGGGUUGUGCGAGGGGCUGUGUUCCAGUUCGGGGAUGUGGCGGUGUAUUCGUGCUAUGCCGGCUACACCAUGGAGGGUGUUGGAAGGAGCAGGUGUCAGGAAAACGGCACCUGGACGCCGCCCCCCACCUGCAGAGCUGUUUGCUGGAUGCCGUGUCAGAAUGGAGGAGUCUGCCAGCGACCCAACGCUUGCACCUGCCAAGAGGGCUGGAUGGGUCGGCUCUGUGAGGAGCCUAUCUGCAUCCUGCCUUGCCUGAACGGAGGCCGCUGUGUGGCCCCGUACAAGUGCGAGUGUCCUGCGGGAUGGACGGGCACGCGCUGUCAAACAGCUGUGUGUUCAUCCCCGUGUCUGAAUGGAGGCAGAUGUGUCCGGCCCAACAGGUGCAGCUGCAGUCCAGGCUGGAGUGGACAUGACUGCUCCAGGAAGAGGAAAUCCGUGUACUAUCAUUUCUAAGGUUCCAGUCACCUCCAUGUGAAUCAUCUGAUGAAGGGAUCUCCUGUACAGUAUCCAGACUCUUCCAACCAUGUCAUUUCUCAUCAAAGCCAGACCCAGUUUGUAAAUUUAAAGCUGUAUUUUUUCAUAUAAAGACUCAACAGUAUUAAACAUGUGCUGCUAUAUAUACUUGUAUGAUGUGUAAAAAACUAUUGAUGUGACCGUUCCAGUGUUUGUGUGUAAACUAUUCUCACAUUUCUAUUAAAGCAUUAAAUGCUAUUAGAGGCGCUUUGGUUAAAAA